CACGAGAUCUCGCAGUUUUUCGAUUUCCAUCUGUACAAGUUACUCCUGUUGUUUGCAGCUAUGACCAAGAAGAACUGUCCUCCUGGCAGCAAAUGGGACAAUCUCGUCAACACCUGUAUCCCAAAUGUGCUGGAAACCAGACCUGAAUCUCCAACAGGGUUGACCCCAGUUUUCCAUCAGAGAACCACAUCUCCUGAUGCCUGGGCAGACCCGGCAAGUGCCCUGAGUCCAGUUCUGUGGAUUGUGGUGGUGUUGACAACCCUGGGGUCCAUCGUGGCUUUGGCUCUCUGGUUUAUUAUAUACAGACAGCAAAGCAGACUCAGUAGAACCUCAGAAGAAAUGGAGCCUGGCCCAGAGCCUCCCCAGAAAAUAGAGCCACCUAUCGAAGGUCACUUUUCCGCCACACGGAGAGGGAGAAGUAUUCCAGAUGAGAUGUUGCGCAGAGCUUCAUCGGCCCCUCCAGCUUGUGCCCACCUUUACCACCAGGGACCCCACAACAUCUCAAAGUGGGAGGAGGGAUUAGGCGAUUGCAGGGGCCCCUGGAAAUGUCAGAAGGCAACAGGCAGAGGGGAAACAGACUGCGCUGAGGACCUUGGAGGUUUGCCAGUUUGCCAUGCAAUGAGAGCGCACAGACUUCCACUUCCCGCCACAGAACUGGGUGGCACUACCUUGGUUACAACCAAAACUAUGUAGUUUGUACUCCGGCUUCGGACUUCUUCCUCUGCAGGAUUCUGCGGCAGUCACAUGAAUGGUCACAAUUUGAAGCCAUCCAGAAGGUGAUCUCUUCAGUUUGUAAGUGUGGCUCACGUCACAUUCUCCAGUUCGCUGUUCAAACAGUUGAGUCCAGAUGACUGCCAAUGCCAAAAUGUUUUAGGGGCCGUCAUGAUUGAGCCCUACCAACUCUGCCCGGCAACAAAUGACGUCGCAAACAUUAGAGGUGACCUUAAAAAAGAAUCAGAGCAACUCAAUUAUACAUUGCUUUACCCGGUAGAUGAAUUUAAUGUCAUUUGUGACAUUUGCUAAUGAAUCCCAAUGGAUUUUUUCUCAUGUUUCCAAUUUGUAACAAAGCAAAUGGAGUAAAUUAAUUGGUUGGUCCCUUACCAAUUUGACAUAAGAACAUCACUGAUAAGAGGCCACCCCCACAUGUAGAAAGUGCACUGAAUACUUCAUUGUGUGUUUCAAGAUGAUGACUUCACAUCCAUGAUUCAACACUCACUUAGUUUUUUCUUCACUGCUCUUUUUAAAAAAAAAUUUACAUUAAUUUAUUUAUUUUUAUUUUUCAUAUAUUGUUAUAGUGUUUGUUUGACUCAUACAUCCAUUUUCUGAGCCGCUUCUCCUCACGCGGGUCGCGGGCAUGCUGGAGCCUAUCCCAGCUGUCAUCAGGCAGGAAUGCGGGGUACACCCUGAACUGGUUGCCAGCCAAUUGCAGGGCACAUACAAACAAACAACCAUUCGCACUCACAGUCACACCUACGGGCAAUUUAGAGUUGACAAUUAAUGCAUGUUUUUGGGAUGUGGGAGGAAACCGGAGUUGCCCACCCAGGCACGGGGAGAACAUGCAAACUCCAUACAGGCGGGGCCGGGGAUUGAACCCGGGUCCUCAGACCUGUGAGGCUGACGCUCUAACCAGUCGCCCACCGUGCCGCCUCAUACGGCUGUGAAUAGUUAACUAUACACUUGUAUCCCUCAACCUGUGUGUCAAUCAUGAGGAAUACUUUAGUCGAGCAUAUUGGACACUAAUCCCUAAAACAUAAAUCAAUGAGUGAAAACAAUGUGGUACACAACAAAUAUAAAACAUAUCAUUAAGAUAUCACUUAUUUGAUUUGGAUUCCCAUUUUAGGCUGAGCUCUUUAAAUAAUGGCGGUUUGUAUAUGAUGCCGUUAAAUGCCUUCCUUGCUCUUACUAAAAAGUUGAUGCGGGAAGGAUGGGCUGCAGGCAGUUGGAAAUGAAGAAUGAACACGAUGCAAAAAUAACUGCCUCAGCAUGCUGUGAGUCUCAGUUUCCACAUGCCUGCGUGAGUCACUGCAGCUAUGUCCAAACAAUUCUAGCAGUGUUCAUUCAAACAGGUGCAGAUUAUGGCUGACACUGCAUGGGGCAGUACUCUGUCAUCACAGAUAAGUACUGGGGUCAUCAGUGACAGCCAGGUGGAAGUAUUCUGGUGGGCUUUCCCCCUGAAAGCUGCUGUUGGUUUCUCUGCGUCUGGCGGACAACGUUUUCCUCUUUUCGAAGCUCUCUCUGCCUUCUCCGCGCUUUUCCAAGCUGGACACGAUCAUCUCCGCCAGGUCCUGCUGCAGUCGCUGGAAGUUCUCCCUGAAAACAACAUAGAGGGAAUACUAAGGAUGUCAGUUUGGACAUUUACGUCCCCUGUUGUGUAUUCACUUAUUGCCCACAUUAUUAGGUUCAUUUACAUUCCUCAAAAAACAAACAAUAAAGAGA
Messenger RNA from Phycodurus eques (leafy seadragon), 2436 nucleotides. RefSeq lists its product as uncharacterized. The coding region runs from base 61 to 693 and encodes 210 amino acids. The record is from RefSeq and is a predicted model, not a curated record. NCBI's taxonomy places the organism in Eukaryota, Metazoa, Chordata, Actinopteri, Syngnathiformes, Syngnathidae. The transcript is spliced from 3 exons.